Myripristis murdjan (pinecone soldierfish) is the source of this 2796-nucleotide messenger RNA. RefSeq names its product nucleoporin 50 (gene nup50). Gene Ontology annotation, biological process: protein import into nucleus. The transcript is spliced from 8 exons. Gene Ontology annotation, cellular component: nuclear pore. The coding region runs from base 171 to 1583 and encodes 470 amino acids. Lineage: Eukaryota; Metazoa; Chordata; Actinopteri; Holocentriformes; Holocentridae. The record is from RefSeq and is a predicted model, not a curated record.
AAGGUGGGGCGCGCAAAUCACGGAUAUACCGCUAUGUAAAAUGGUGGCAUGAAAGAGGCUUGUUCAAAAUAAUAGACCUGACAAGUUGGCGGUGAGCAGUACCUGCAGCUGAAAUCCAUUCAGAGAUAACAGUUUGUGAUCGGAACUUCCAUUCCAGAAAAGGUGGUGUGAUGGCGAAGAGGAUUGCUGAUAAAGAGCUAACGGACAGGAACUGGGAUCAGGAGGAUGAGGGAGAGGAGGCAGGGACCUUUUCAGUUGCAAGUGAAGAUGUGUUGAAGAACCGGGCAAUAAAGAGAGCCAAGCGUCGGAACAUUGGAGCGGAGAGUGAGAGUGGUGGAGCCUUCAAAGGUUUUAAAGGAUUCUCUGCGUCCUCAACAGCAAGUGGAGGCUCAACUACAGCAUUUUCUGGUUUUGGGAAUGGCGCUGGCUUUAAGGGCCUCACUGGCCUGACCAAUGGAAACAGCAUCAGUCCAGCCUUUGGUGGUUUCUCCUCCCCUGUGGCAACAUCCACCACUACCCCCGGUUUAACAUUCAAUGGCCCCACCUCCACCAAACCCACUACUGACAUCACAAGCAAGCAGACCAAUGGCUCCACCCUGAGCCUGACUCAAAGCUCAGGCUCUUGCAGCAGCAGUAUCAGCAAUAAGGAGUACAGCCGACAGCUCACUGCACUCAACUGCUCGGUGCGGGACUGGAUCACCAAGCAUGUGAAUGACAACCCUCUGUGUGACCUAAACCCCAUCUUCAGGGAUUAUGAGCAGCACCUGGCCAGCAUUGAGAGGAAGUAUGGGGCCGGCUCCACUGCGCUGGCUGACGGAGGCUCAGAGGAGAAGCAGGGGGGGAUCCUGCCAACCACGUCGGCCCCCCCUUCCUCCUCCUCCAGCAGCACAGCGGCUCCAGCGCCAGCCUCCGCUUUGUUCUCCUUUGGCAAGGACAAGGAAGGUUCGGCCCAGGACAAAAGCAGCACCGCUCCGCUCCCGGCUGGUGUCACGUUUAACUUUGGUCAGAAGGUGGACAGCUCAGUGCUGGGCUCCUUAGGGGCCACCACCGCCGCCGCCACCCCCAGCUUCUCCCUAUCCUCUAAUGCCUCCUCAAGCCAAUCCUCUCUAUUCGGAGCUUCAGGCUCUACAGCACCCUUCUCCUUCUCUGGAACAAAAGCCGAGACUGCCCAGCCCACAGAGGAGAAUGGAGACGAGGAGUCAGAUGAGCCGCCCAAACCUGAGGUCCGGGAGAUCAAGGAGAAAGAUGCCUUCUAUUCAAAAAAGUGUAAACUGUUUUACAAGAAGGAGUCUGAGUUUAAGGAGAAAGGAGUGGGAACUCUGCACCUGAAACCAACGCCAGAGGGAAAAACCCAGAUGAUAAUUCGUGCCGACACCAAUUUGGGGAACAUAUUGCUGAACAUCAUAGUGCAAGCCUCCAUGCCUUGCUCCAGAAUGGGAAAGAACAACGUCAUGGUGGUGUGUGUUCCCAACCCGCCCAUCGAUGAUAAGAACCCCACCAACCCCGUCCCGCUCCUCAUCCGAGUCAAGACUGCCGAAGACGCUGACGAGCUCCACAAAAUCCUGGAAGAGAAGAAAGCUUAAAGCCGCAGCACCAUCCCAGCCCAGGCCAUGACCUUUUUAGCAGCCCCCCCCUACCACCACCACCACCACCUCCCCACCUCCUCAGAUCCUCCCUGCUGUUAGACGCCACAGGUCCGGACUCAACCUGCAUGGCCACACACCAACCUCAUGGUGGUUUUACUCCCACAUGCACACACACAUUUGUACUAAAGUCAUCCUGAUAAUCCUGCGCAAAUCAAAUGUUUUAAUGUGCAUGGCAUACAUCACAGCUUUUCAGUUUCUCACAAAAAAGUAUUGGUGGUUAUACUGUGAAACGUCAGUGGGAUCCACUGUCUCACACCAUUGCUGUAAUGGUGUGAAUCUUAUUUAGUUUUUGUUUUGUUUUUAACCACAGAUAUCUGAAUUGGAUUUGUCUCGCAGAGGCAAAGAAGUUGAAAAGCAGGUCACUCUCUUGGAUUCAGCAACAUUCCUUCUGGUUAGAAUACUGCUGCUGUUUUAUUUAAAAAAGUGCGAGAAACGGGAUGAUAUAUUAAUCUAAAUGUUUAAUUAUACUGUUUUUUGAUUUGGUUCUGAUUGUCAGGUGUGGAAUGAUUGCAAGUAUGAGUUGGAGCAUGUUCAGUCUGAAUGUUUUCUACUUGCGAUGAUCGAUUUUUCAGGAGACAUGAAUAUGUGAGGAGUGCGCUGAUGUGUGCAUUUACUUAAGCAUCCAUCCUUAUGACUCAGUUUUUGGGGAAACUAACCUCCAAAUAAAGGUCCAGUCAAUUUGGUUUUACAAAUUAAAAUAUUUCCAGUAACAGUUGAUUUUUCUUUCUUUUCUUUUCUUUUUUUUUUUUUUUAAGUGUAGAGGACUUGGUUGGUGUUUCCCACCUCUACACCCAGACUUGAUCUCCUGCGAGUGUGUCGAGUGUUGCUCUAGAACUAUUUAUUGUAUGGGCAGAAUUUGUACUCUGGUAAGUGACUGAACCCGUUGCAGCUACCACUCAUGGAAUAUGUGUGUGAAUGUUUGCCCUACUUUGUAAGAGCUUCUGAAAGGUUGUGCAAGGGAAGUAUGUGACAAACCCUUUUUUUUUCCACAUGGCAAUCUCUGUAAACAUGGGUGUCCUUGACUUUGUUCUUUUUCCAAGUGUCCUUUGUGUGGCCUUAGGUGACGGCCUUCUAGACGAGGCAUGUUGUCAUCGGCGUCUGAUACAUUUGUAAAGCCAUUUAUUGGGGAAUAAAAGGAAACAACCAAUCA